Messenger RNA from Hevea brasiliensis (rubber tree), 2664 nucleotides. Its product is annotated as pentatricopeptide repeat-containing protein At5g50280, chloroplastic. The record is from RefSeq and is a predicted model, not a curated record. The coding region runs from base 169 to 2316 and encodes 715 amino acids. Lineage: Eukaryota; Viridiplantae; Streptophyta; Magnoliopsida; Malpighiales; Euphorbiaceae. The transcript has 2 exons. Gene Ontology annotation, molecular function: protein binding.
AAUACUACACAGUAAUUUAUCCUUGGGAAAAAGCAGCAAUGCAUUGCUAGAAAAUAGAGAUAACGUCGUCGUUUUAAGGGUUAACGCAUCAUGGGAAUAACCUUGAGCGAGCAAUAAGCGCUGAUAGGAAAACGAGGGAAAUGAAGCGGAGUAUCCAAUCCAGAUACUAUGGCUGCUCUCAGUCACCAAAUCUGCCCUUCCACUCUACCAUUGUUGCACAGUUCCUCCCAAAAUCCAAUUCUUUCAAAACCUCAGCUUUCUGUUUGUUCUAAGCUUUCGAGGCCUUCAUUUUCUCUAUUUGCUGCUCAACCCAAUUCCUCUUCUCAAUCUUCUCCUUCCAUUUUCCUCCCUCUCCUAGAAAAUGCACGAAUUGAUCAACGGGAGCAAGAGAUAGAGAAACAAGAGGAAGAGGACGAGAACCUCACAGACCCAAUCAUCAGAUUCUUCAAAUCCCGCACUUCAACCCAAGAUCCGACCCACGAAGGCAAAUUCUCCCUCCAGAAAAACCGCCGCACUCUGUGGCGCCUCUCGACGGACUUCCAAUCCGAUGCUGAACCUGAUAUUGAAGAUGUUUUUACCAAAAAUGAAAACCGACAUAUUGGUUCUGCAAGUUCGGAUUCGAUUCCAUUGCCUGAGGGAAUUGUGCGGGAAAUAAUCCAAGUUGCCAGGGACUUACCUGAGAAUUCUACGUUGGGAGAGCAAUUGAGUGCUUUUGAGGGGAGGAUUAGUGCAACAGAGUGUCUAGAGGUGUUGGGAUUGAUGGGCGAUGAGGGUAUGAUGACUUGCUGCUUAUAUUUCUUUGAGUGGAUGCGAUUGCAGGAGCCAUCUCUCGUCACUCCUCGUGCUUGUACUGUUUUGUUUCCAAUAUUGGGAAGGGCUGGGAUGGGUGAUAAAUUGAUGAUUCUGUUCAGGAACUUGCCUCAGAAUAAGGAGUUUGGAGAUGUUCAUGUUUACAAUGCUGCUAUUUCUGGCCUUCUCUGUUGCGAAAGGUAUGAUGAUGCAUGUAAGGUGUAUGAGACCAUGGAAGCAAAUGGCAUAUCUCCAGAUCACGUGACAUGUUCUAUAAUGAUUACAGUGAUGAGGAAAAUGGCCCGUAGUGCAAAAGAGGCUUGGGAGUUUUUUGAGAGAAUGAAUAGGAAGGGAGUCAAAUGGAGUCCAGAAGUUCUGGGUGCUUUGAUAAAAUCAUUCUGUGAUGAGGGACUGAAGAAUGAAGCCCUAAUUAUCCAAGUAGAAAUGGCAAGGAAAGGGAUUUCUUCAAAUGUUAUUGUAUAUAACACAUUAAUGGAUGCUUUUAAUAAAUCCAACCAAAUUGAAGAAGUUGAGGGUCUCUUUACUGAGAUGAAAGGUAAAGGCCUUAAGCCAACAUCUGCUACCUUUAACAUUCUUAUGGAUGCCUACAGCAGAAGAAUGCAGCCUGAGAUAGUUGAGAAAUUGCUGCUAGAAAUGCAGGAUGCAGGAUUACAGCCUGAUGCCAGAUCAUAUACAUGCUUAAUAAGCGCAUAUGGGAGGCAGAAGAAAAUGAGUGAUAUGGCUGCGGAUGCAUUCUUGAAAAUGAAGAAAGUUGGUAUAAAACCUACUUCACAUUCUUAUACAGCUCUUAUCCAUGCUUAUUCAGUUAGUGGUUGGCAUGAAAAAGCCUACAUUGCAUUUGAGCAUAUGCAAAGAGAAGGAGUCAAACCCUCUGUAGAAACCUACACUGCUCUGCUGGAUGCAUUUAGACGUGCUGGUGACGCCCAAAUGCUAAUGAAAAUUUGGAAAUUGAUGAUAAGAGAAAAAGUUGAAGGGACAAGGGUCACAUUCAACAUUCUUCUUGAUGGGUUUGCUAAACAAGGUCACUAUGUGGAAGCAAGAGAUGUGAUAUCUGAAUUUGGGAAGUUUGGCUUGCAGCCAACAGUGAUAACAUACAAUAUGCUGAUGAACGCAUAUGGUCGGGGAGGGCAACACUCAAAGUUGCCACAGCUAUUGAAAGAAAUGGCAGCUCUCGAUUUAAAACCUGAUUCUGUUACUUACUUGACCAUGAUAUAUGCAUUUAUCCGUGUUCGAGAUUUCAGGAGGGCGUUCUUCUAUCACAAGAAGAUGGUGAAAAGUGGGCAAGUGCCAGAUGCCAAGUCUUAUCAAAAGCUUAGGGCAUUACUGGAGGUAAAAGCUAAGGUAAAGAACAGGAGGGACCGGAGUGCCAUACUUGGUAUAAUUAAUAGCCGGAUGGGUUUGUUGAAAGUUAAGAAGAAAGGAAAGAAAGAUGAGUUCUGGAAGCACAAGAAAAGGGAUCCAAGAAUGAUCCCAAGAAUGCAUAAUGCUGAUCAUGAAUCACGAUAGAGAUGGACGAUGAUUGUGCCUGUUUUGAGCUUUAUAAUGUAAGAAACGUCUGUUCACCUAUGUGGCCUUCUUCAGGCAUAAUGUAUCUUUUGCUCUUCACUUGACAACCUGUCCUCCGGAGGUGUGAUCUUUAAUUUGUAUAUAGGGGUGGUGCCAAAAAGAUGAUGGCUUUUCCAGCUAACCACAUUAACAUUCUUACGAGUAACUUAGCCAGUUUUUUCGUCCUGUAUGAAACAGUACAAGAAUAUUUGGAAAUGGUGGUGGAUGUUUCCAAGUCUCCAGGUGCUGCAGGAAGUCAUUAAUCUAAAUUCUUCAUGGCGGAUGCGUCAUAGCUUUCUAACGCACAUA